Molecule: messenger RNA, 1434 nt
Organism: Aspergillus steynii IBT 23096
Lineage: Eukaryota; Fungi; Ascomycota; Eurotiomycetes; Eurotiales; Aspergillaceae
Product: putative aminotransferase family protein (LolT)
Exons: 4
Coding region: 1-1434 (477 amino acids)
Source: RefSeq, a predicted model, not a curated record
AUGUCGUCCCAUAAUCAAUUAACUCCCUUCGGAAAACCCAUGCUCAAGCACUGGCUUUUUGACCCAACAUAUAAAAACCUCAAUCAUGGGUCCUUUGGCGCCCACCCUGCCGCUGUGCGAGACGCCCAGCGCAGUUUCAUGGACGAAGCAGACUCGUAUCCAGACCCAUAUAUCCGACGCCACCAGUCAGACUACCUUACGAAGUCUCGCGAGGCCGUGGCACAGCUUCUGAACGCCCCGCGAAACGAAUGCGUCUUUGUCAAGAACGCCACGACCGGUGUAGCCACGGUCUUGCACAACCUGGCUUUCCGGUCUGGAGACGCAGUCGUCUAUUUCGAACCCAUCUACGGCGCCGUUGAGAAGGGUCUCGUCUCGCUGCAAGAGCAUACAUCGCUCCAACCACGCAAAGUGCGCUUCCAGUACCCUAUCUCGGAGGCCGACCUGGAGCGCCGGUUCCGAGAUGUCGUGCAACACGCUCGCGAGGUCGAGGGCUUAAACGUGCGCGCGGCCGUGUUCGACCUUAUCGUCAGUAACCCUGGCGUGAGAUUCCCAUUUGAGCGCUUCACUCGCGUCUGUCGCGAGCUUGGAAUCAUGAGUAUCAUUGAUGGUGCACAUGGAAUCGGUCAAAUCCCAUUGAACAUGCAGGAGCUGCAGCCCGACUUUCUUGUUUCGAAUUGCCACAAAUGGCUCUACACCCCCCGCAGCUGUGCCGUCCUCUACGUCCCAAAACGCAACCAACACUUCCUGCGCACCACCCUCCCCACCUCAUGGGCCUUCAUCCCGUCCCCUGACUCCCCCGAGACGAGCGUCUCUGUCCUCUCAGACCCUAACGCCCCAUCCCCACAAUCCCCAUUCGAACAGCUCUUCGAAUUCGUCGCCACAAACGACGACUCAGCCUACACAUGCGUUCCCGCCGCCCUCAAAUUCCGCACCAAGGUCUGCGGCGGCGAAGAAGCCAUCAUGUCCUACUGCUGUGACCUCGCCAACAACGCCGCAGACAUUGUCGCCCGCACGCUCGGCACAUCUGUCCUCCAGGAACCAGAUCUGAAGGAGGGCGAAGAAAGCCGUAUGCGCAAAUGCGCAAUGACGACGGUCAGGUUGCCAAUUGCAAUUGCCGUUCCAGGUGCUGUGGACAAUGCUGCCGCUGCUGAUACUGCUCCAUGGGUUACUCUCUCCCAGCAAGCGGCGUCGCGGGCUCUGGCGCGCAUCCAGCGCAGCUUAAUGGAUGAGUAUCGGACGUUUGUGCCGGUGUUUGCACAUGGCCCGUGGUUGUGGGUCAGGCUGAGUGGACAGGUUUAUUUGGAGAAGGAGGAUUUCGAAUGGCUUGCUGGGGCGUUGAAGGAGCUUUUGAUACCACGGUCCGGGUCAAACUUGAGGCUGCGUUGCUUUUUAAGUAUCAGCUCUCCUUCUUUCCCCCGGAGUGCCUCGCGGUAG